This is a messenger RNA of Galeopterus variegatus (Sunda flying lemur), 695 nucleotides long. Its product is annotated as NXPE family member 2-like. The transcript has a single exon. The annotation marks the transcript as partial. The record is from RefSeq and is a predicted model, not a curated record. NCBI's taxonomy places the organism in Eukaryota, Metazoa, Chordata, Mammalia, Dermoptera, Cynocephalidae.
UGGAGCAUCCUCACAAAGUUCUCACACUCUGAAGCAUCACUGAACCCAGCAGUUUUACCAACAGAGACUGAGCUGAGAACAAAGAAAAUCAUGCAGAAACUAGACCAGCUGAUCCCGCCCAGACCUUUCAUCCAUGUGAAUACCACAACCAGUGCCACCCACAGCACAGCCACCAUCCUCAACCCUAGAGACACAUACUGCAGAGGGGAUCAGCUGGACAUCCUGCUGGAGAUGAGGGACCACUUAGGACACAGGAAGGAAUAUGGUGGAGAUUUCCUGAGGGCCAGGAUGUUCUCCCCAGCCCUGCAGGCAGGUGCUGCAGGAAAGGUGACUGACUUCAACGACGGGACCUACCUUGUCAGAUUCACUCUGUUCUGGGAGGGCCAGGUCUCCCUGUCUCUCCUGCUCAUUCACCCCAGUGAGGGGGCAUCGGCUCUCUGGAGGGCAAGGAACCAAGGCUAUGACAGGGUGAUCUUCAUUGGCAAGUUUGCCAAUGGCGCCUCUCAAGUCCUCUCUGAAUGUGGCCUGACCCCAAACACAAGUGCUGAAUUGUGCCAGUAUCUGGACGCUCGAGACCAAGAAGGUUUCUACUGCGAGAGGCCUCCACAUGUUCCCUGUGAGGCCCUGAUCCACAUGGCCACCAGGAAUAGAAAUGUUUCCUAUCUUAGCAAGCAAGAGUGGAGUCUUUUCCACAG